AUGGCCCGAACUAAGCAAACCGCUAGAAAAUCCACCGGUGGUAAAGCUCCCCGAAAGCAACUCGCUACCAAAGCUGCCCGAAAGCAAACUUCCACUUCUGCCGCUGGUGGUGUUAAGAAGCCUCACAGAUACAGGCCCGGUACCGUCGCUCUUCGAGAAAUCCGAAGAUACCAAAAAUCUACCGAACUCCUCAUCCGAAAACUUCCUUUCCAAAGAUUGGUCAGAGAAAUCGCUCAAGAUUUCAAGACUGAUUUGAGAUUCCAAUCUUCUGCCGUAUUGGCUCUUCAAGAAGCUUCCGAGGCUUACCUCGUCUCUCUCUUUGAAGACACCAACUUGGCCGCCAUCCACGCCAAGAGAGUUACCAUCCAACCCAAGGAUCUUCAACUCGCCCGAAGACUCAGAGGUGAACGAUCUUAA
Kwoniella shivajii is the source of this 417-nucleotide messenger RNA. Its product is annotated as histone H3. Bases 1 to 417 code for a protein of 138 amino acids. The record is from RefSeq and is a predicted model, not a curated record. Lineage: Eukaryota; Fungi; Basidiomycota; Tremellomycetes; Tremellales; Cryptococcaceae. Gene Ontology annotation, molecular function: protein heterodimerization activity; DNA binding; structural constituent of chromatin. The transcript has 3 exons. Gene Ontology annotation, cellular component: nucleosome; nucleus.